AUGAGACAGUCGCUCUUCAAGAAGCUUGGACAACCGCUACAGCGUGACAUGGUCAUGCUCAAGGGCAUUGGCAAUGUCUCCGCAGGAAGCUCACUAGGUGUGAGCACAAUUGAGCUUCGUUCGCUGUGUACGACCGCAUCAAUGCAUGUCACCAUGCAUAUUCUACCGACACUGACGGUAGAUCUUCCAUCGUUCGUGAUCGCUGAUCCGAAAUGGCCGCAUCUUGAGAAUCUCAAGCUCGCUGACCCGCAAUAUCUACAGCCACGCCCUGUAGAUAUUAUUCUAGCUGUCACCGCUAAACACGCUUCAACAUCACACGCAGCAUUACAUGAGUCAGUAGAUACAGAAUUACAAGACGCUAUCGCUAAGUUUUGGGAACAGGAAGAGGUUCCAUCAGGUAAUUCACCGCUCAACACCGCUGAAGAAGACGAAUGUGAAAUUCACUUUCGUCAAACGCAUUAUCGACAGCCUGAUGGACGCUACGUAGUGAGAUUACCGCUUAAGGCCCUUGAGAGUCAACUUGGCGACUCUAUCAACGCAGCUAUGGGGUCACUCCGCAGAUUAAUAACUCGCUUGUCGCGAGAAAGAGAAUAUUCUGACAUGUAUCGUGCAUUCAUGGCAGAAUACAUUCAACUAGGACACAUAAUACGAAUACCAGUCAACGAAUUGCCCGCAAACGCUUACUUCUUGCCUCACCAUGGGGUAUUGAAGCUUGAUAGUGCCACUACGAAGCUCCGGACAGUGUUCAAUGGUUCCUGUGCAACAUCUACAGGAAUUUCAUUGAACGACAUUCUCCACGCAGGACCCAAAACGCAAAUUGACAUUUUUGAUGUGAUGUUGAGAAUCAGCUGCAGCAGGAUUCUAUUCGCUACUGACAUCACCAAGAUGUUCAGACUGAUUGAGGUCGACUCGCUUGAUUGGCCGCUUCAGUGCAUUCUCUGGAUAGAUGAGAAUGACUUAAUAAACGCUUACUGUCUCAAGACAGUCACAUACGGAACCGCUAGUGCACCUUUUGACGCAGUACGUGUGCUUAUCUAUGACAUCUACGGUGGAGCAGACAACGAAGAAGACGCUAUCAAGGCUGCAGUACAAACAAAAGCUCUGUGUGCAGCAGGCUGCUUCCCACUUGCCAACUGGGCUAGCAAUAGCCCACGGUUACUCGCUGAAGUCGCUCCAGAAAAGCAGCUGGAUACACCGCUUAAAGAAAUCAGUGAUGCACCAGUAAAAGUCCUGGGCAUGUACUGGAAUUCACGCACUGACGCUCUCCAGUUCAAGUACACGCUACCGCCAGAGACGCCCAAGACAAAAAGAGCUAUUUUGUCUGAAAUCGCUAAGCUGUAUGAUCCGCUAGGACUUUUCACACCAAUAGUCGUCAAAGCCAAGAUCUUUAUGCAAGAUCUGUGGCUAGAUAGAGUGUCAUGGGAUGAACAAUUGUCACCAUCACUCAUUCACAAAUGGACUGGAUACCGCGAGGAUCUUCGAAACAUCGAAUCCAUCCGCAUUCCACGCUGGAAUAAUAUAGCACCUGGAGCAACUAUGGAAUUGCACGGGUUCUCAGACGCUUCGCAAAACGCUAUGGCUGCCGCUGUUUAUUUGAGAGUCACUGACGCUGAUGGGAACACAAAGGUCUAA
Messenger RNA from Cotesia glomerata, 1632 nucleotides. RefSeq lists its product as uncharacterized. The transcript has 3 exons. Bases 1 to 1632 code for a protein of 543 amino acids. The record is from RefSeq and is a predicted model, not a curated record. Lineage: Eukaryota; Metazoa; Arthropoda; Insecta; Hymenoptera; Braconidae.